Molecule: messenger RNA, 378 nt
Organism: Fusarium redolens
Lineage: Eukaryota; Fungi; Ascomycota; Sordariomycetes; Hypocreales; Nectriaceae
Exons: 1
Coding region: 1-378 (125 amino acids)
Source: RefSeq, a predicted model, not a curated record
AUGCAUUUCUCAUCUCUCCUCGCUGGCCUUGCCACCUUCACUGCAGCCGUGGCCGCUAUCCCUGCAGAGAACCCUCACGUCGGCGUCGCCAUCCUGACCGUCAACGAACCCGAGGACAGCACUCUUCCUCUGAACGUCCCUCUCGGUGUUCUCACCCACCAGAAAAACAACAAGCUCACUGAGCUGCAGUUCGCUAAUGUCUAUUCUACCGUCAAGGGUGUCAAACCUCCCAAGAUGGACCAGAUUAGAUGUCAGAUGUACAAGGAUCAGUAUGGUACUGUGCCUAUCACCAAGGAUCUCACUGCGGAGGAUGGUGUUGUUAGUAAGAAGCCGAUUUAUCUCGGCUGGGUUCUCUGCCGUGUCAAGGCGCAGAAGUAG